Pestalotiopsis fici W106-1 is the source of this 1584-nucleotide messenger RNA. RefSeq lists its product as uncharacterized. The transcript has a single exon. Gene Ontology annotation, molecular function: protein binding. The record is from RefSeq and is a predicted model, not a curated record. NCBI's taxonomy places the organism in Eukaryota, Fungi, Ascomycota, Sordariomycetes, Amphisphaeriales, Sporocadaceae. Bases 1 to 1584 code for a protein of 527 amino acids.
AUGUCCAAACAACGCCUAGCAAUCCUCGAUGAGAGGACUACGCGAUCGGAAGUAUCGAGAUCAAGCAGGCUCUCAUUGGUUGAGACAUCCUCGAAAAGGCUCUACAACACUCCUCGAUGCUCUUCCAGUUGUGUUUGCAAUUGUCACAAUCACAUCAAACGAUUAUCAGCCCAUGUACUUCCGAAUAGCAUGCAAGGUAUCUGGCGAGCCAUGAUGAUGGCUUCAUCCCGAAAAAGUCAUCUCAACUCCUACUGUCACGACUGCCGAUCUGUACCGCGAGCCCAAGUUGCCAGAUUAGUCAACUGGCGAGUUCCGAACUGGUUUGGUCCUCUAGUUGUCCAAUUCUCCGUGAGAUACUCGUUAAGGCGCGGUCUGAGUUGUAGACUGAAAGCCACGCAGAGAGUGGUGUCUCUGGUGGGUGACAUCUUCUGGAGUAUCCAAAGAAAUGACAUUGAACAAAUACGAUCACUGCUCAAGACCAGUCCAACUGUAGUGAACGACCAAUGGGACCUCGGUGGCCACUCGCCUUUACAUGCGGCCGUGCAUUUGCAAAACCCUGAUAUAGUUGCGUUGCUUCUAGACCACGGAGCAGACACGGCGAUUGAGGAUGAUCGGGGCAUCGACGCUGCCUUAGCAUUCGCAAUUCAUGCAUUCAAGGGAUACUUCCCUAGGACAGAUCAUUAUGAGCUUCAUAGCAAGCUAUCCAUUGCCGAAGGAUUGGAGGAUGCAACGGAGUAUCUCGGGUACGGAACUGUGCACAAGAUAGUACUCAACCUACUGGAGACUGAUCUUCGUGAAUACCUCGAAGAUCUCGAAGAGAACGAGCGACUCGAGCAAAUACAUCACGCUGAUGGAUUCGGCCGAACCCCAUUACACUUGGCCGCGAGCCAGGAUGAUGCCGAGGCCGUCGAAAUCCUCUUGUCAUUUGGAGCGGAACUAGAAAUACGAGACACUGCUGGCUUUACACCUCUAGCCGCCUUGGCAAGAUGCGUGAAGGGCGCGAAAUCCUUCAAACUUCUUGCUGAGAAAGGUGCGAAUAUUCACGCCAAAAACACGCAUGGUGAUUCCAUCAUACACGUCGCAGCAUACACUGGUUCAUUGGAACUCAUCGAGCAGCUCUACUGGCUUGGUGUUGAUAUAGACACCCUUGAUUCUAGAGGUGGAACUCCAUUGAUCUUGGCCGCCAUUUAUAACCAACCCAAUAUUGUUGAGCGUCUGAUCGAAUGGGGAUCUGCCAUGGAUGCCGUCGAUGAAGACAAUGACACAGCGCUCAUUUACGCGAUUGAAGUUAACGCACAUGAGGUCAUCAACUUAUUGCUGAGCAAAAACGCCAAUCACCGUCACGCCAAUGGAUAUGGCCGCACUAUUUGGCACUGUGCCGCUAUGGCCGCCGAUGCAAGGACGAUGAAGAUCCUACAGUCUCUCAAACCGAGACGAGAGGACUUGACUUGGCGGGACAAGUUCAACCGAACUCCAUUCGACAUUCUGUGCAGACACUUCCGCGGGCGACAGGAAGUUUGGGACAUGUUCGAACGCUUGAGCAAAGAGGCCGAUACAUCUCGAGAAGUUACGGAGGAAGCCUGA